Messenger RNA from Mandrillus leucophaeus (drill), 659 nucleotides. Its product is annotated as aldo-keto reductase family 1 member C4-like. Lineage: Eukaryota; Metazoa; Chordata; Mammalia; Primates; Cercopithecidae. The coding region runs from base 243 to 659 and encodes 138 amino acids. Gene Ontology annotation, molecular function: ketosteroid monooxygenase activity; aldose reductase (NADPH) activity; bile acid binding. Gene Ontology annotation, cellular component: cytosol. The transcript has 5 exons. Gene Ontology annotation, biological process: prostaglandin metabolic process; progesterone metabolic process; doxorubicin metabolic process. The record is from RefSeq and is a predicted model, not a curated record.
AGGAAGAAGUGAAUAGAAGCAAAGAAGGUGUUGCAAAUCAAAAGCACAUAGAGAUAUCAUCUUAUACCAGUCAGAAUGGCUAUUCUUAAAAUUCUUGGAUUGCCACAUCAUGAGCACUGCACCUCCAUCAGGAAUGAAAAUUCCUACUACAAUUAAAAGAAAGAAGAAACAAAAUUAAUUUGCUGAUGAAAAAUAUGUUGACAAAGGAAACAGGAUCUGCUUGGUGAAAGAAGUGGCAUGCAAUGGAUCCCAAAUAUCAGCGUGUGGCGCUAAAUGAUGGUCACUUCAUGCCCGUAUUGGGAUUUGGCUCCUAUGCACCUCCAGAGGUUCCGAGGAACAGAGUUGUGGAGGUCACCAAAUUAGCAAUAGAAGCUGGCUUCCGCCAUAUUGAUUCUGCUUAUUUAUACAACAAUGAGGAGCAAGUUGGACUGGCCAUCCGAAGCAAGAUUGCAGACGGCAGUGUGAAGAGAGAAGACAUAUUCUACACUUCAAAGCUUUGGUGCACUUUCUUUCGACCACAGUUGGUCCAACCAGCCUUGGAAAGCUCACUGAAAAAACUUCAACUGGACUAUGUGGACCUCUAUCUUAUUCAUUUCCCAAUGGCUCUCAAGGUAAGGAAUCUUGAGAUCAAACUUCUUUCUCUUCUGUUGUCAACAUGA